AUUGUUUAUCGGAGAGAGAGAGAGAGAGAUGAGGCAAGUAGGCGAAGUACAAUAGAUUCCAAGAACUUGUUGCUAAAAUGGCAGAAGAAGAAAUCAUCGGUAGAAUCACAGUUUCACCACCACCAUCAUCAUCUGCGCUUCUCUGUCUCCUCCACACACCAGAAAAUAAUGAAGGGGCCGUCAUCGGACCCCGACGACGACGCCGCACAAGCACAGACACAAACAUACCCGCCUCCUGAGCUACUCAUGGAAUUGGAUCUCGAUCUCGAUCUCGAUGCAGUCUGGCCUUUGGAUCAGAUACUGGCCGCCGCAGCGGCGUCGUCGUCGUCGAAUCCUGCGUCGCCGUUUCUUCUGUCGAACUCCGAGCAGCCGUGCUCGCCGCUAUGGACGUUUUCCGAUGACAAUAGCAGCGGUGCUUUGGUCGCUGGCGCUGGUCUCCGGUUCUCCGACUCCUCCAGGAUUCAUUCUUAUGCUAACAAUAACACUGAAAUGGUGACCGAAAGUCCCAUUGAUGGUAACAACAAGGAGAUGCUGCCUUCUCCAUUUAUGGGAUUAGUGCCCCUCGAACAUUCGGAUGGAUCAUUCAUAAUAAAGGAAAGAUUGACUCAGGCUCUUCGACAAUUGAAAGAUUCGACUCAACAGCAUGUCCUAGCUCAGGUUUGGGCGCCUGUAAAAAAUGGUGGCAAGUAUGUGCUCUCGACAUCCGGCCAACCCUUUGUUCUCGAUCCUAACAGUAAUGGUCUCCAUCAGUAUAGGUUGAUAUCUCUGAUGUAUAAGUUUAAUGUGGAUGGAGACAGUACUGAAGGAAACCUAGGACUUCCAGGACGAGUGUUUCGACAGAAGAUUCCAGAAUGGACGCCAAACGUGCAAUACUACUCUAGCAAAGAAUUCCCACGUCUAAACCAUGCAUUAAAUUACAAUGUUCGAGGAACUUUAGCUUUGCCUGUGUUUGAACCUUCCGGGCAGUCUUGUGUUGGUGUUCUUGAGCUUAUAAUGACUGCCCAGAAAAUCAACUAUGCUAAUGAAGUUGAUAAGGUCUGCAAGGCGCUUGAGGCUGUGAAUUUGAAAAGUUCAGAGAUAUUGACUCAUCAAAACAUACAGCCGAUAUGCAAUGAAGGUCGACAAAAUGCAUUGGCCGAAAUUUUGGAGAUAAUUACAAUGGUUUGUGAAACACACACAUUACCACUAGCUCAGACUUGGGUUCCUUGCAGGCAUCGUAGCAUCCUCACCAAUUGUGGUGGAUUCAAUAAAACUUGCAGUAGCUUUGACGGGAGCUGUGCGGGACAGGUCUCUAUGUCGACAACUGAUGUCGCCUUUUAUGUUGUGGAUGCUCAAAUUUGGGGUUUCCGCGAGGCCUGCGCAGAGCAUCACUUGCAAAAGGGGCAAGGUGUUGCCGGCAGAGCAUUCGCUUCGCAGAGCUCUUGUUUCUGUCAAGAUAUAACGAAAUUUUGUAAGAUCGAAUACCCGUUGGUGCAUUAUGCUAGGAUGUUUGGGUUGAGAAGUAGCUUCGCGAUUUGCUUGCAGAGCAACUAUACUGGAAAUGACAACUAUGUUCUAGAAUUCUUUCUGCCCCCGAAUAUCAAAAGCUACGGCGACCAGCAUGCCCUGUUGGAGGCACUUUUGUUAACGAUGAAGCGACACUUUGGAAGUCUAAGGGUAGCUUCCGGAGAAGAUCUUGACCAUGAAUGGAGGUUUAGGGAGGUCAUUAAAGCAUCCAUUAAUGAUGAACUUGAUCUCAGGCCGAGCUUCGAUUUGGCUUCUCCAUCUAAACCCGAUGCUUUUGAUGGACAAGCGACGAAUAAAGAAAAUAUUGGUGAUCUGAAUGAAGUUCAAAUCGCGGUACCAAAGGAUGCAGGCAAGAAACUGGAAAGAAAGCGAGGAAAGGCCGAGAAAACUAUUAAGUUAGAAGUUCUGCAACAAUAUUUCGCCGGCAGUCUUAAGGAUGCUGCAAAGAGUCUUGGAGUUUGUCCUACAACAAUGAAGCGAAUCUGUAGGCAGCACGGGAUCACCCGAUGGCCCUCCCGGAAGAUCAACAAAGUUAAUCGAUCUCUCUCGAAGCUAAAGCGUGUGAUCGAAUCAGUUCAAGGAGGCGACGGUACAUUCAGUUUGACAUCUUUGGCUCCGAGUACCAUCCCCGUUACGGUUGGUCCAAUUACUUGGGCCCCGACUUCAAAUAAAACGAAUCAACAUAACGACGACAAGAAUGAGGUUGCCAUGUCUAAGUCGAACCCAUCCCAAGCUGGAACUGGCUCGAGAGAAGAAAGCAUCGAGACCCCAACUUCCCAAGGCUCAUGCCAGGGCAGCCCGUCCUGCAGAAUCGACACCUCUCCUCUUAACGAUCCAGUCGAAGAAAAUAAUACGAGCGCAGCUGGCGCACACAAAUUGGCGUUAUGUCGAAUGCUAGUCGAAGAUGCAGGAAGUUCGCACGAUUUGCACAAGUUAUGCCAUCCAGGGGAAGCCCUCUUCGAUGUUAUCAAGCCCGAAGACAGGUCAGCGAAUGGUUCCGAUAAGGCAGAGCAGUUUGCAGCCCGGCCCGAAGCGAAAUCUAUCACUAUCAAGGCCUUGUACAGAGAUGACAUAAUCCGGUUUCGACUACCUGUAGAUUCAACUAUCGUCAAGAUUAAAGAAGAAGUGGCGAAGAGGCUGAAGUUAGGUAUGGGAACGUUCGACGUCAAGUAUCUUGACGACGAUCACGAGUGGGUCCUUAUAGCUUGUGAUGCAGAUCUUCUGGAAUGCAUCGAGAUUUCGAAAUCUUCGGGUGGUAGCGUGGCGAGGCUAUUGGUUCACGACAUUAUAGCCGAUCCCGGAAGCUCUUGCGCAAGCUCGGGCGAGUAAGACCUCGAUAUUUGUUGUCGAUGAUAUGAUAUGAUAUGAUUCAAGUAGGGGUGUCUAAGUGUAAAUGUUGUCGAUUUGAGUUUGUAUCUCUACAUGGUUCUUGAGGGUAAGUUGGUUUUUUUGUAGGACUUAAAGGUUGUGUUUAAGAAACUUCAUUCCUGUGGGUUCAAUUUUGUGUACAUUUGGUGCUUAAUGAAGUUAUGUUUUUUUUAAUUU
Messenger RNA from Andrographis paniculata, 3051 nucleotides. RefSeq names its product protein NLP7-like. The record is from RefSeq and is a predicted model, not a curated record. Gene Ontology annotation, molecular function: protein binding; DNA-binding transcription factor activity. The transcript is spliced from 5 exons. The coding region runs from base 169 to 2835 and encodes 888 amino acids. NCBI's taxonomy places the organism in Eukaryota, Viridiplantae, Streptophyta, Magnoliopsida, Lamiales, Acanthaceae.